Messenger RNA from Telopea speciosissima, 1165 nucleotides. Its product is annotated as structure-specific endonuclease subunit slx1-like. Bases 12 to 1094 code for a protein of 360 amino acids. The transcript is spliced from 5 exons. Gene Ontology annotation, cellular component: Slx1-Slx4 complex. NCBI's taxonomy places the organism in Eukaryota, Viridiplantae, Streptophyta, Magnoliopsida, Proteales, Proteaceae. Gene Ontology annotation, biological process: double-strand break repair via homologous recombination. The record is from RefSeq and is a predicted model, not a curated record. Gene Ontology annotation, molecular function: crossover junction DNA endonuclease activity; 5'-flap endonuclease activity.
GAGAGAGACAGAUGAGGAAAAGAAAAGAUCGAUUAAGAUCAGAAGAAACACCAGAAGACGAAGAAACAUGCAACGAAACUGGGAAAGGAGGGAAAGGGUUUUUCGCUUGCUACCUUCUGUGCUCCUUGAGCCCCAGAUUCAAAGGCCAGACCUACAUCGGGUUUACAGUAAACCCUCGUCGUCGGAUUAGGCAGCAUAAUGGUGCAGUGACAAGUGGUGCUUGGAGGACAAAGAGAAAGCGCCCUUGGGAAAUGGUAUUAUGCAUAUAUGGUUUCCCAACUAACGUUUCUGCACUCCAGUUUGAGUGGGCCUGGCAGCAUCCAAAGAAGUCAUUGGCUGUUAGAAAAGCAGCUGCAGAAUUUAAAUCCCUUUCUGGCAUUGCCAAUAAGAUCAAGCUUGUCUAUACAAUGCUUAAUCUUCCUGCAUGGGAGAGCUUGAACCUCACAGUAAACUUUUUCUCGACAAAGUACCUGACACACUCUGCUGGAUGGCCAAGCUUGCCAGUACAUAUGAAAGUCCAAGUUUGUUCAAUGGAUGAACUUCCCUGCUACAUAGGAGGUGGACAGAUUUUAGAAGACAAUGAAGAUGUCCAGGAGGCUGAAAAUGAUUAUGAUGAUGGACCAAUAACAGAGCUGGGUAUAAAAGAUCACAAUUUUGCUGAAUAUCGGUAUGGCAUUGAAAUGACUGCUGCUCAUGUCCAGACCAGAAGGAUGGAAGAUGACAAUUGUUUUGGGAUGCCUGAGGGCCCCCUCACUCCAAAAAGAGAUCACAGGGUUCCCGGUUUUGCUGGUGAAUGCUGUAUAACCAGCUCCUUAGGCACCAAAGAAACAUUGGAAGAUAGAGAUAUCUUUGAGGAGACUGAAAAGGGUGAUAGUAAAUUAGGUCAGCAAGGAGAACUGCAAACAACGGAAGUUACUGGUAAUGAUCAACCACCAUCAACUGAUGGUCUUCUUUCCUCUCCUGAAGUUGAGAUAAUAAAUUUGUCAACUCCCACUCCUGACCGGAUUAUUCAUUCGUAUCGUAGGAAGAGAAAAUUUCGAGUUGUUCCCAAGAUUAUUGACUUGACAGAGUCACCAAACUUUAUCCAAUUAUGAAAUGUUGGAUAUGUAACCUACAAUCGAAAGAUGGAAAUCAAUUUCUGGCUCGGAAUAAAGAAUUUGUUUCU